Closterium sp. NIES-65 is the source of this 843-nucleotide messenger RNA. The record is from the annotation of a GenBank genome assembly. NCBI's taxonomy places the organism in Eukaryota, Viridiplantae, Streptophyta, Zygnematophyceae, Desmidiales, Closteriaceae.
AUGGAUCUACACCCCGCGACUCGCGCCGCAAUACACGGCGGAGAGCUGCAAGAGCCUGGGACGCAACUUCGCGUGCCAGCGCAACGGGCGGCCCGACUCGGAGCGUUGCCUCCUAUGUGCCUUCCGCCUCCCCCUCUCCUCCCCCCGGCCCUCCUCCCCCCCCUCUUCCCGCUGACCUCCAUGCACCUUACUAGUGGUCCGCUCUCCUUCCUCACGCUGCUGCGCAACAAGGUCUUCCUGGUCGUGGGGGACUCGCUCACCAUGAACCUCUUCUCCUCGCUACAGUGCCUCGUCGAGACUGUCGCAACCACGGAGGGAAUGGAUGGGCCUCUGUUCCCUGGAGGACCAAAGACCCGUGGGAUCUUCGUGCCUGCUUUCAAUGCAACCCUGCUGCGCCACCCCUCCUCGUUCCUCGCCAACUCCACUCCCGAUGGAGAGAAGUCCAGUGCAAGCACGUGGACAGUGCAUCUGGAUGAGGUGCAUCCUGAUUGGUCGCCGCUUCUACUGUACUCGCACUACGCACUGUUUGGAACUGGUGUCUGGUACACCAUGGCGGACCCCAAGAAGCGCAAUUACAUGAUCAACAACGUUCGUCAGCCUGAAAUGGACGGCAUCCUUACAAUGCAACUCGCUAUGAACACAGUGAGGAAGUUCACUCGGAGUCUGAAGUACACCGGCAUGCCCAUGUUCCUGACCUUCACCCCGAUGCAUUACGAUGUGAGGCUGAAUGAGAGCAUGCAGCAUGCCAACUGCAGCGUCAUCCAACGGCCGUUAACGUUCGAGCAAGUCGCCAAUAUGGAAUGGGCAGUUGACGCAGUGAAGACUCGCAAGGCUCAACUUAAG